Paraglomus brasilianum is the source of this 1815-nucleotide messenger RNA. The record is from the annotation of a GenBank genome assembly. Lineage: Eukaryota; Fungi; Glomeromycota; Glomeromycetes; Paraglomerales; Paraglomeraceae.
AUGGCUCAAUAUACGGAGACUCUCUUAGCUGACCGUAGGGUCAGUCCAGAAGCAAUAUUAAAGAAUCACCAAAAUAUCAGAUUACCCGAGAAAGGUCAACGUAAUGUUUUAAUCACAAGUGCUUUACCGUAUGUGAACAACAUACCCCAUUUGGGUAACAUUAUCGGAAGUGUGUUAAGUGCCGAUGUCUUUGCCAGAUAUGCGCGUGCUCGAGGUUAUAAUACAUUAUACGUUUGUGGUACCGAUGAGUAUGGCACUGCGACGGAAACAAAAGCCCUCGCGGAAGGAAUCAGUUGUCAAGAACUAUGUGACAAGUAUUAUGCUAUACAUCACGAUGUGUAUAAAUGGUUUGAUAUAAAUUUUGAUUACUUUGGUCGAACCACAACCUCCGAACAAACUGUAAUUGCGCAAGACAUUUUCCUUAAACUACUGAAGAACGGUUAUCUCAGCGAAGACAGUAUGCUUCAACUGUUUUGCGAAAAGUGUCAGCGGUAUCUUGCUGAUCGUUACGUUGAAGGUACUUGCCCAAAGUGUGGUUAUGUGGAUGCUCGAGGGGAUCAAUGCGACUCUUGCGGACAACUUCUCAACGCUGUCGAGUUGAUAAAUCCACGCUGUCAACAAGAUGGAAGUCCCCCGAUUACACGGGAAUCACAACAUAUGUUUCUCAAUCUGAAUAUGCUUCAAGGUCCCACUGAACAAUGGAUAGAGGAAGCCAGUACUGAAGGGAAAUGGUCUGCAAAUAGUAAGACGAUUACCCAGAAUUGGCUUCGUGAAGGUCUCAGACCACGAUGUAUUACGCGUGAUUUGAAAUGGGGCACCAAGGUACCUCUGGAAGGCAUGAAAGACAAAGUGUUCUAUGUGUGGUUUGAUGCCCCUAUUGGUUACUUGUCGAUAACUGCAAAUUAUACUGACCAGUGGGAACAAUGGUGGAAGAAUCCCGAAGACGUAAAAUUGUACCAAUUUAUGGGGAAGGACAACGUGCCUUUUCACACUGUCAUGUUUCCUAGUACUCUAAUUGGUACGGGAGAGAGUUGGACGUUGUUGCAUCAUUUGAAUACAACAGAGUACCUGAAUUAUGAGAAUACCAAGUUUUCUAAAUCACGUAAUAUUGGCGUAUUUGGCGAUGAUGUUAAGGACACUGGAAUACCCGUAUCAGUAUGGCGAUAUUAUCUUCUAUCAAUUAGACCAGAGACUAGCGAUUCCAUGUUUACAUGGAAAGAGUUUAUUACAAGAAACAACACCGAAUUACUUGCAAAUCUGGGUAACUUUGUCAAUCGAGUCGUUAAAUUCGCUAUUGCAAAAUAUAAUGGUAUUUUGCCCGAUUUUACCAUGGAUGAGGAAGAUGAACAAAUACUCACUAAAAAUGUCAACGAGAUAUUAACUAAAUAUUUGGAGGCUAUGGAGAAUGUUAAGAUUAGAGCUGGAUUAGAGAAGGCCAUGGAAUUAUCUCACCUGGGAAAUUACUAUCUGCAAGAGUCCAAGCUUGAUAACACCUUAUUUGCCGAUAAUCCCCAAAAGUGUGCAGCGGUUAUUGGUGCAACUAUAAACAUGAUAUAUUUGUUGUCUGCAUUGAUUGAGCCAUAUAUGCCAUCGACAAGUGAAUCCAUUCUGCGUCAGCUUAACGCCCCAGCACGUACUAUUCCCGAUUCUUGGACGAUUGAUAUUUAUCCUGAACAUAAAUUGGGAAAGGCUGAGUAUUUAUUCCGGAGAUUAGACGAUAAGCAGUUUAGAGAAAAGUAUGGAGGUCUAGACACGAAACCGAAACAAACCAAGAAGAAAGGAAAUACGCAAAAGAAAACAGGAUCCGGUGUAUGA